Molecule: messenger RNA, 831 nt
Organism: Lasiodiplodia theobromae
Lineage: Eukaryota; Fungi; Ascomycota; Dothideomycetes; Botryosphaeriales; Botryosphaeriaceae
Exons: 1
Coding region: 1-831 (276 amino acids)
Source: RefSeq, a predicted model, not a curated record
AUGGACUGGAUCCUAAACAUCUUCAACUUCCGCCGCAACACCCACCUCCAGCGCCUAAUUCCCCGAGAAUGCGACGGCCUCAUGCGAGCUCCGCGCCCGACCAACCCACAACUCUCCCAACCAUCUCCACUCCGCCACGUCGAACUCAUCGAACCCGCCCCGCUCUCUCCACCCCUCCCGCCUCCACCCAACUCACACCCUACCCCAUCACCGCCGCUGCUGACAAUCCUCCCCCUCAUCGCCCGCCUGCCACUCUCACCAGUAGUCUCACGACCAGACAUCUACCACUUCUCACAUUCCACCACCACCACCUCCUUCUCCUCCUCCUCACCAUCAUCCUCACCACCACCACAGUACACCCCGCCGCCCGCCUACACACCCACCACCGCUUCGGACCCCCUCUACCCAGGCGUUUCCACCGCGCCCUCCGAUCCACCACCCGGCUAUUCCACCACCACCACCUCGUCCGCCGCCCUGGCCUCUCUCCGCGCCGCCCUCAUCCAGCUGGACACGGCCAUCUACCUGCACCACGUAGCCAGCACGGGCAGGGACGACGACAUGGCGCCGACGAGCCAGCGGGCGGAUGGAGCCGCAGCUGCAGCAGCCGUCGACGGGACUAUCACUGCCAUAGAUGGACAGGAGCAGCAGCUCCAUCACGUCGGCCGGACGGUCCGUUCAGGGGGCAGUAGUAGUAGGAGUAGUAUCAGCUCGGACGAGAGCGGCGGCAGCAGUAGCAGCAGCAGUGCCGCCGAGCUGAUCGACUUGCUGCCCUUCCUGCUCGAAGUUGUGUGGACGGAGGUGCACGCGCUUGCGGGGGAAGGCUUUGUUUGA